UCUUGUUUAGAUAAAAACCUUCAGAGGUUUUCCUCCCUGAAGUUUUGAUGAAUCAUGUUUUCACAUCUUACUGUAAGCAUUGUAAUAAACACAUAGCCACCGUUUACAGUAGAAUCUGAAAAGUGUGGCAUGGAUUUGUACCUAAACCAUCCCAUAAUAUCAGGCCGGUUUUCCAGUCAGCAUGAUGCUGCCACUACCUGCAGGCAAGUUUCCAGCAGCUCCUGUAGCCGGUCCGGUCUCAUAUCGGUCCCGGUCUCAUAUCGGUCCCGGUCUCAUAUCGGUCCGGUCUCCAAACAGGAUGAUAAAGACUCAGAUCGGUUGAUUAUUUUGCUAUCAAUGUUUAUAUAAAGACUUUCCAGCAUGCCUGGAUUUUUGUAAUGCAGUCAAAAGAUGUGAACAUUAGCCACACCUGGAAUUUGUUUUAAUCCAAAGGAAAACUAAAAAUCACAUCGAGCUGAUAUUAUAUAGUUCUGGUGUUUCAUAUUGUCAGCAGAAAAGUGCAGAAAGCUGAGCAGCUGCUUCGUUUCUCUCUUCUUUGUCCUUCAGAGCAGCUCUGCUAGCAGUUAGGGUCAGGCGGCAUAGCUCCUGUUAGCUUCCUGUUAGCAUCUCAAAGAGUGUCCAGCUCUGCUCGUCUCAGCACGGCGUUUAUUUUUAGCUCAUUAAGGUAACGAUCACAUGUUAACUUCGUUGGUUCUGCUGGUAUAAAUGGCUCAAAGUGCUGUGGAGAAAAGUCCAGGGUCCAGAUCAGGUCCUUCGUUGUGGUUCCACUCCGGCUCUCGCACUGCGCUCUCCUUUCUGUCAUGUGGGAAAUUAUCCAGAUUCCCUCAAUUUUUAUUUUUAUUUUAUUUUAUCACAACCGAUAGUGACACAGUGUGGGAUUAUCUAAAAUGACAGCAGUCAAACGCAAUAUGGUGAACUACUAUGGUAAAGUCAGCCUUCCUGUGUUUACUCUGUAGACUCCAGUACAGAACGGACCUGAUGACGUCAUCAACCCAUCGGUGAAAAAAUGGUGACCUCCAUGGGUGAAAGAUAUAACAAAAGAUGUCCAUUUUUGAAGUAAAUAUGAGUUUGGGAGUACCACAAACAGGAAUAUUUUACUUUAUUGGAAAUUACAACAUAUUUAGGCCAACAUGUCUCAGCUCUGAUUUAAGGGUACAGCUGUUCCAGGAGUCGAGGUUCUGCUCCAGGGAUCCCUGAAGACUCUGGUAGCAUCAUGCUCUGGAAAGUUCUCUUGAAGGACGAACUGCUGCCAGACCUCAUCGGUCUGUCAGUGCUGUCUUUUCUCUACUACCACCGACUCAGUAAGCAGAAGGGUCAGAGGUCAUCUGGAGACACAGAGUUAAUGCUAUUAGCAUAGAGAGGUACUGUAGUUCUGCCUGAGCUCCAGUAGGGGGAGCAGUGCUGUUGCUUCAGGCCUCAGGUCCGCUUCCAUUCUGCAUGUGAAGCUGAUUUGAGCCGAAGGUCACCUGUUACCACAGAAACAUCAACCUCUGCCCCCUGGUGGCUCGAAGAGGUAUCUGCACAUUUCUAUGAGAUCUGAAGCACAGAAAUGAUCCCAGAUCCAGCUGAUCCAGCUGAUCCAGAUGUUCCUCACGCUCUCACCUGCGGCUAUCUGUCCGUCUCCAGGUGUGGUGGUGCUCAGGAGGUGGAUCGCAGGUGGAGUGUGCCGCUGUUCGGUCCGGCUGGAUGGGAAAACGGUUCUGGUGACCGGAGCGAACACGGGCAUCGGGAAGGAGACCUGCAGAGACCUGGCAGGGAGAGGAGCCCGAGUGGUGAUGGCCUGCAGGGACCUGAGCCGGGCCGAGCGGGCAGCGGAUGAGAUCCGGCAGUUUACCGGAAACGGGAACGUGGUGAUCAGACACCUGGACCUGGCUUCCGUCUACUCUGUCUCACAGUUCGCCAAGGACUUCCUGGACAGUGAAGACAGACUGGACAUCCUGGUCAACAAUGCAGGUGUGAUGAUGUGCCCUAAAUGGAUCACAGAAGAUGGCUUUGAGACUCAGAUAGCCGUCAAUCACCUGGGUCACUUCCUGUUGACCAAUCUGCUGCUGCCAUUGCUGAAGAGCACCACCCCCAGCCGCGUGAUCAGCGUGUCAUCCAUUGCCCACCGGGGAGGGCAGAUCAACUUUGAUGACUUGUUCUUCAGCCGGCGGCCGUACAACGCGCUGGAGAGCUACCGGCAGAGCAAGCUGGCCAACGUCCUCUUCACCCGAGAACUGGCUCGACGUCUCAGAGGUUCUGGCGUGUCAGCCUUCUGUCUUCAUCCUGGGGUGAUCCGGACUGAGCUGGGGCGCCAUGUAGAGGGCUGGUUCCCCCUGCUGGGGGCGCUGCUGAGGCUUCCAGCCCUGCUGCUAAUGAAGACUCCCUGGGAGGGCAGCCAGACCACCGUGUUCUGUGCUGUGACGCCGGGCCUGGAGGAACUUUCAGGCCGAUACUUCAGUGACUGCGCAGAGAAGGAGGCGGCGCCAGAAGGACAGGACGAUGAGGCAGGCCGGAGGCUGUGGGAGGAGAGCGCCCGAUUGGUUGGACUGAAGGACACCUGCUGACCUGUGAGCUGCUGGCUGACACACAACAGGAAGAGACGACAGCAGUGCCCCUCUGCACAGAGCGAGGACACAGGACCGGUGCUAGAACCUUAAGUGGUCCCGUCAAACCCAGUAAAAAAAACUUUCCUCUAGUCUGGUACCAAGUUGGACCAGAGGUCGUUGAACCGGCCCAGAGUGCUGACCGGUUGACAGAAAGAAACCAGAUUAACGUUACUGGUGUUUGUUUUACCAUCCGCAUUGCUUCCUCCAGGACCGUGAUGGCCCGUUCACCCCAGAACCGCCUGGUACCUUCAAGCGGACCACAGUCGGUCCCUUCUGGUGUCUGAGCCUUUGAACUCUAGUCCAGCUGAAAACUCUACUGUAAACCUGUUGCAAGAAACAACUGGACAGGAAGUGAUGUCUGAUGGUAAAACGUGUAACCAUAGCAACAUGUGGUAUCCCGUGGGCAGACCUCUGAGGUUGGCCGGUUUUCACGGUGUCGGACAUCCAACAGACCGACUCUUCAUGGUCCCUCCAGAACCUUCCCUUCGUCUUGUUGCACCUUUUGGUUCCUUUCAUGUUUCUUUGUUCUUCUGUCUGUUUCUCCUUUGAUGUGUUUGAAACAGGAAGACUUUACUGAGCAUGCUCCAACUGAUCGUUGGUAAUAAAGAGAACUUAUCCACCUUGUUUCA
Molecule: messenger RNA, 3217 nt
Organism: Xiphophorus couchianus (Monterrey platyfish)
Lineage: Eukaryota; Metazoa; Chordata; Actinopteri; Cyprinodontiformes; Poeciliidae
Gene: crdhl
Product: retinol dehydrogenase 13
Exons: 6
Coding region: 1584-2546 (320 amino acids)
Source: RefSeq, a predicted model, not a curated record